AUGAAUAAAUUAAUAAGCAGAAAAUUAUUUCAAGUAUAUGCGACAAGCAAGAAGCAUUAUCAAGUGACCGUAGUCGGCGGUGCGAGCGAUAUUGGACAAACACUAUGUUUACUGCUCCGAGCUGAACCUGCCAUCACCAAGCUCGUGGUGCACGACACCCGAGGACAAACACCCGGCGUUGUGUUGGAUUUAUCGCACAUACCUACUGAGGCUAACCUACAAGGAUAUACUGGCGAAGAUACUCUGGAUAGAGCUCUCAAAAAUGCUCACAUUGUUAUAGGCGCAGGAGGACUCAUCCGUAAGCCAGGUAUAACUGAAAAACUAUGGUUGUCAGCAAAUACAUCUUUUGUAAAAACGUUAGCAACGAAAGUAGCCAAAUUAGAACCGAUGCCUUUUCUGGGUAUCGUGACAGAGCCAAUUAACAGUGUUAUUCCAAUGGCUGCCGAGGUCUUACGAAACCAUGGAGAAUAUGACCCGCGAAAAUUAUUCGGUAUAACUGGCAUAGACGCGCUACGUGCUCAGACACUAUAUGCGGCUCAAAAUAACUUUAACCCUCGCAACUGCAUGGUACCUGUGAUCGGCGGGCAUUCUGACAAAACUGCCAUCCCUCUUCUUUCACAAAGUCAACCCGAUUCAGCGUUCGACGCUAAAAUGUCACAAGAGUUCACUUUGAAGUUCCGAAAGACAGACGACAGGAUAUUAAGGGCUAAGAGAGGAUUUUCACCAAUUCUGUCGGUUGCAUUCAGCGCACUGCUGUUCACUCGAAGCGUGCUGGAUGCGUUAGACGGCCGACCAGCGAGAGUGAACGCCUUCAUAGAGAACAACGACUUUGGUACUUCAUACUUCGGCGGUCUGGUACAUAUUAACCACGUGGGAGUUAAAGAGAUGCAGAGGUAUACAUCUCUCACGCAGUACGAAUGCCAGUUGCUGGAACGUAGCUUUGACGAGUUACGCAGAGAUGUGUUAAAAGGGAAAAAAGUAUUAGAAUUAGCCUAAAAAAAUAAAUUCAUAGAAUACUGAACUAUCCAGGUUGUUUGUUGAACUGCAUAAAUGAGUAUCAUGUGACAUAUCGUCUCACCCGUUUCAAU
Helicoverpa zea (corn earworm) is the source of this 1088-nucleotide messenger RNA. RefSeq names its product malate dehydrogenase-like. Gene Ontology annotation, molecular function: L-malate dehydrogenase (NAD+) activity. Bases 1 to 996 code for a protein of 331 amino acids. Gene Ontology annotation, biological process: carboxylic acid metabolic process. The transcript has a single exon. Lineage: Eukaryota; Metazoa; Arthropoda; Insecta; Lepidoptera; Noctuidae. The record is from RefSeq and is a predicted model, not a curated record. Gene Ontology annotation, cellular component: cytoplasm.